AACCCAUUGCCAGGUUCCGUCUUCCUCCGGAUAGUGUUCCUGGCUGGAUCCAGAAGGUUUGAGGCUCUGUGGCCCCAUCCUCUGGGGAAGCCAGCCCCAGCAUCAUGAAAGGCGUCUUCAUUGCUGGUGUCAUUGCGGCAUUUGCCAUCACAGUCGUAGACUCCCUGGAUUGUGCACAGUGUCACACAUACAAUAGCACCUGUGAAGCCAAUGCCACUGCAUGCGCAGCAGGAUCCCUAAGUUGUGUGGAGUCCUCUGUCAACUCCACUCUAGGAGGGUUCCUCCAUUUGUACCAGAACAAGUUCUGCUCUGCAUCGAAUUGCAGCGAGAACAGCACGGAGGUGGCCUUCACUGUGCGCGUAUUUGAUAACCAAAGAUACCGUUUUGCAAGCCAGUGCUGCCAGGAAAAGGAAUGCAACGGCACCCACUAUGAACCUGAAACACAGGACUCCACUGGCAUGCAGUGUGUGUCUUGCUAUAACAACAACAACACAAACUGCAUAGAGAAACUCCAGGAGUGCUACAAAGGAGAACAAUGUGUCCGUAUCAUUAUGGAGCUUAAAAAUGGCAGUGGCAAGGUGGAGCUGAAGGGCUGUUCUGAUAUCAGCAACUCUACUUGUCAACUCCUGUCUGCUGGGAACGUAACAGUUGGAGAGUUCAUUUUCAAGUCGGUUCAAUGUACGAACCUGGCAAACAUUACCUCACCGACCACCGUUAUCCCACAGACCACCAGUACUCCACGAGCCACCGUUACUUCACAAACCUCCGUUACCCCAUCGACCAGCAUGGGCAUCAAAGCUUCCUUUGCUUCCUCUAUCUUUGGGAGCCUCCUUCUUCUGAAGCUGCUGCUCUGAGGUCCUUGGGCUCUGCCCCAUCCAGUGUCGCAGGGAUGUAAACACUUUUCUCUUCACAUACCUUCCAGUUAAAUUGUUCAGUGGGUUGAAAGUCACAGACUCCAGGCAAUGUUAGCAGCCACGUUCGCUCCUUUAUUAAAGUGUUGCUUGAGGUCUAGA
Messenger RNA from Rattus norvegicus (Norway rat), 1013 nucleotides. RefSeq names its product Ly6/Plaur domain containing 8 (gene Lypd8). The transcript has 6 exons. Lineage: Eukaryota; Metazoa; Chordata; Mammalia; Rodentia; Muridae. Bases 105 to 854 code for a protein of 249 amino acids. Gene Ontology annotation, cellular component: extracellular region. The record is from RefSeq and is marked validated.